Molecule: messenger RNA, 297 nt
Organism: Leishmania braziliensis MHOM/BR/75/M2904
Lineage: Eukaryota; Euglenozoa; Kinetoplastea; Trypanosomatida; Trypanosomatidae
Exons: 1
Coding region: 1-297 (98 amino acids)
Source: RefSeq, a predicted model, not a curated record
AUGGCGGACAACCUUAGUAAGCACCAAGUCAUGCGCGACUACUAUAAGGAGAGUCAGCAGGCGGCUAGCGUUCCAAUGAAAUGCCCGUACUGCAAGCGACAAGGCCGCUUCGCCGCCAACACGUACGAAAUAGCCAAGCGUAUUCCCUCCGUCAUGACUGAGGGCAUGGCGCUCUGCCACUUUUGCAAGGCCCCGAUUGGGCGACAGGCGGAUAUGGUGCUGCAGCUGCGCUCGUGGUACUGCGGGUACUGCGAGCUGUGCGUUUGUCCGGGCUGUCAGAAGAAGCACAAGCAAUAG